Rodentolepis nana is the source of this 969-nucleotide messenger RNA. Lineage: Eukaryota; Metazoa; Platyhelminthes; Cestoda; Cyclophyllidea; Hymenolepididae. The record is from the annotation of a GenBank genome assembly.
GUUCCGUUUCUUGGCGCCAAUGAGGAACAUCUCAUUCAAGGAAUUGAAAUAAAUAUCCCUCUUUCCUGUUCAACAAACGAAACUCAUACAAAUGAAUCUGUUUGCUUCUACUUGCAACAGACGUGUUCGUAUAUUACCAACGAACGUCUCCCAUGUGGUAUUCACGAUUUUGGUGGAGGGGGAAUUGUUUGGUCAACGACGAAAGAACUCCUAAAAGCUCUGAAAACUAACAAUGCGCAAUGGUCCUCAGAUCUAUACAAGGGACGCGUAUACCCCCUGUGGCUAUUGCCUUGCGAGGGGAAAUGCUCGCCUGAUGCCAUAUGCUACUGGAAUGAAGCGGAACUUCUUAGAUUCUCCCUAAAAGACAACUGGAAUCAGGAAUACCUUGAAGGCUCUGGACGACCAGAAGAAGAUUACUUUAAUAUUUAUUUGGGGGAUGUAUUUAUUUCCUCCAUUUCUGACUCACUGUUGGCAAAAUUGCAACGCCAUAUGAGGAAUAACUCGAUAUUAUUUGUUGGUGAUUCAACUUUGCGAGGACUGAUGUACGCAUUUUUAAGGAAGCUGAACGGUUCACUUCAUUUCUGGGAAGCAUCACAUAAACUCAUUGCUUUUGCACGGAAUAAUGGAAAAUUCUACCACAAAGUUGGAACUGAGUGGAAUAAUCCAAAUGAAAUGAUUGCAUUUGCUUACUUUCCGGUGUUUUGGCAAAAGCGAAACAACAAAAUAAACCUUACUGCCUUUAUCGAUCAAUCAAUCAAGCGAUUUGGCCUGAGUCGAUUUGAUCUGGUAAUUGGAGGAACUCAGUGGUUGAACGCAAAUCAAUUGAUGAGCCUAAACGACUACUUACUUAGAAAUAAGAUACGUUUCAAUAAGGAAACUGCAGAGUAUGAAAUUGAAGGUGAAAUAACAGAAGCCCUGUUACAAGAUGUUCAUAAUUUGCUAAAUGAAGAGGAUGAUCGAGACCCCUGA